Messenger RNA from Ruditapes philippinarum (Manila clam), 1586 nucleotides. RefSeq lists its product as uncharacterized. Gene Ontology annotation, molecular function: zinc ion binding. The record is from RefSeq and is a predicted model, not a curated record. Lineage: Eukaryota; Metazoa; Mollusca; Bivalvia; Venerida; Veneridae.
AUAAAGAAAAUGAGCUUCGGCUGAUGCAAAAUCUUAGGUCUGCAGGAACACAAAAGGAUCCUAAAGAACACUUCUUGCUUGAUCUACAGAUAAAAGUGAUUGCUAAGAAUGUUGAAAAAAGUGCUGACGGGAAUCAAAAAGUUUAUGAAGUAAUGAGAGACUAUAUCCAAAAUAAAUAUGAUAAGACUGGAUCGCCUUUUGAUGUAAGAUCAACUGAUACACCAGUCUAUCACCUCCUUGAUUACAUCAAGACCAUAGAAAAAUGCCAUAUCGUUGAUAUUUCUCUCACUAACCAAUCGUCAACCGACAUACAAAUCAACUGUCUCAGUUCUGUGGCCAUGGAAGAUUUUCUUAAGAGUAUCAACAGUAUCGAGUUUGAACAAGAACUGUUUAAGCUUAGACGAUGGUUAUAUGUGCAAUAUGACAUUGAAACCCAUGUCAUAAUAGCUAAUUGCUCGUCAAAAGGCAUAGAAAAAGCAAACAAACAACUGCACUUUACUGGUGUAACCAGAAAUAUGACUUGUGCAAAGCAUCAAAAUACACAAUGUACUCUCUAUUGUCCUGACCAUGACACGUUUUUCUGCACAGCAUGCAGGGAAUCAAAACAUAGCACAUGUCAUGGCAUAAAACAACUUAUGUCUGAAAGGUCUUGUGUUGAACAGAAACGUCAACUAAACCUCAACAGUACACAAGGAUCAUAUAAUGUUAGCAUAAUUAAUACAUUGAUAAAUAGAGACAGCAAUGAUAAAUCCAAGUGUUAUAUCUAUAGUAUGUGUAUGCUUCCUAAUGGUAAAGUUCUCCUUGCUGAUAGAUAUAAUUACAGACUGAAGAAAUUAAACAGUUCGUACAAGGUAAUCAGUUACUGUGAUGUAACUGCAAUUCCUUUUUCUGUAUGUUAUAUAGGCAACGAUACAGCUGUUGCUAGUUUAGGAGAUACCAUACAGUACGUGAAUGUGUCAGGUAAUAUAACCCUAAGACAAUUAGUGAAGCUAGAUCAUAAAUGUUACGGUCUAGCUUGUCACGGUGACAUACUCUAUGUUAAUAGUGGUGACACAAUUUACAAAUAUGACAAAGAUAAAUGUGAACAAAAAUACGUUCUCUAUCAAAAUGGUGAAAAUCUGCACAUGCCUUACACAUUCGUGCACCCAAUUGCUAUAAGCGACAAUGGGGAACGUGUCUACUUCAGGUCAAAUACAGGACUAACCACAAUAGAUGCCGAAGGAAAUCAUAUAUUCAUUUCUCGCAAUAGUGGUAUAUUUGAAACUUGUAUUGCUGGAGAAGGUAUUAUUCUUGUAUUAGGUGAAACAAACAAUCUUCAUCAGCUAGAUUAUAAUGGAAAAAUACAUCAAACUGUAGAUCUCAAUUCCAUACCAUUUCCGACCACUUCGAUGUAUACUAUGUGUUUUGACAGAGAAAGAUGUAGACUUAUUGUUGGUGGUGUUGAUAACAUGAUAUAUGUUUACAAAUGUGAGAUUUUGCCAAGUUAAUUGAUAAAUUUGUUUUGGUAAACCAAGAACCAAAUGAAAAAUCUCUGCUAAACUAAUUUAAAUAAUCAAAUCAUUCCAAUUAAUAAUUUUGUAAGUUGG